UUGAUUUUGCUGGAACAACCAGCGGCAGCUCACUGGCAUGAAUUCGGAAUCUAAAUUAUGGAUCAGCCGGAUUAAAAUUUCGUUUUCCGUGUAAUUUUUGUUUAUAUCGCCAGUUGGUGCUUAUCAUCGUUCAUCAUGGCUCUACAAAUCUCAAUCCUGAGGUUGAUGGGUUGCUCAUCAAACAUGCUGAGCCAACUCCUCCUCCUCCCCCAGAAGAGAUCGCUCCACGUGUGCCCUUGUCCCUGCAAAAAUGCCUCCUUUGACGUAUCCCGACAAGCGAGAUUCAUCAAGAAACUGAUGACGGGGUCAAGUCAUUCCAAGAAAAAGUUUUUCACCGUGGAUCAACCCGUGUCAAAAACGUUUGUUGAGAUGGGGACCUCUGUACGCGGUGGGGGAGUUUCUGGAGCUCCUGUCAAGUCGAAAAAAUGCUUGCGACGAGUAGAAGUUCUCAAUGCAUUGUUUAUGGAACAAAUUACAAGUAUGAUGUCCACUGGGGAAGUCUCUCAAGAACUCCUUGGACUAGGUCUAAUUGUCUCCAGAGUAAACGUGUCCAAUGAUUUUUCUCGAGUAAACGUUUACUGGGUGGGUUCCGGGACGUGUAAGGAUGACGUUAUCGAACCCAUCCUAAGAAAAGCGGCUGGCAGGUUGCGACAUGAAUUGACCCAACUAAGGGUGAUUGGAAUAGUUCCCCCAAUAGAAUUUGUGAAGGACAAGACACACUCCAAGAUUGCCGAAGUGGAAUAUCUUUUAACCAAAUGCGACUUUGGGGAUGACUUUGUACCCACUACCUCAAAUAAUUUGUUUUCUCAAAUAAGUCCUAAAUAUUUAAGGCAACAACAGGAUGUAACUGUUGUGUCGUCGGAUGAUGCUGAACAAGUCCCUGCAGAAGUAUCUACUCCAACCUUCGAAUCGGAAUUGUAUGAUUCGAUUUCUAUGCGACAAGAUGUUCUUGGAGUUCGCCAUGACGUGAUACGAAAUCAGAUCACAGAGAUGGUUAAAAGAGUUCACACUAAAAAGGCAAAGCUUACAACAGUGCCUGAGCAAGACUUGGAGGAGGAUCCGGAUGCUGAACGUCUCCAUUCUCCAUUGUUAUCCACAUUACGGAGAACUAAUGAGGAGAUUGUCGCUGAGAAAAAGAGACAGCAAGAUUUUUUCAAGUAUCUAAAGAAGCAGCAGCUCGCAAAAACUGUCCAAUUAAAACAGUUGACCACAAAAGCCAACGACCAGGAAUUUUAUUAUGAAGAGGCAUUUGAGAGAUGGCGAAAAGCAACUUUCGACAUAGACAACGCGUUCGACGACGAAAAAGAGGACGACGACUACCCAGAGGAAACGUAUUAUUCUGGCAAUAAUGUGCACAGAUAGAAUAAAGUUUUGAUUUGCCGAUUUAUUAUUAGGAAAAUAGACAAUAAAAUUACAAUCACAUAUUAGGAAUGUGAAAAUGUUGAAA
Messenger RNA from Folsomia candida, 1447 nucleotides. RefSeq lists its product as uncharacterized. The record is from RefSeq and is a predicted model, not a curated record. Lineage: Eukaryota; Metazoa; Arthropoda; Collembola; Entomobryomorpha; Isotomidae. The transcript is spliced from 3 exons. The coding region runs from base 136 to 1362 and encodes 408 amino acids. Gene Ontology annotation, biological process: rRNA processing.